This is a messenger RNA of Dovyalis caffra, 387 nucleotides long. Lineage: Eukaryota; Viridiplantae; Streptophyta; Magnoliopsida; Malpighiales; Salicaceae. The record is from the annotation of a GenBank genome assembly.
AUGAGAAAAUAUCGUUAUGGGCCUACAUAUAACUCUUCCCUUUUUUCUAUAGAAGGCUCAAAGCCCGCCAUAGUUCAAGUGCGUGGAUCUAGAAAUGAUGAUGGCCCAUCUAUUUUGCCAAUGUGUACUGGCUUAAAAUCCCAGAGCUAUGGCGAAGACAAAAUCACCCGUCCUAGCUCGAUAGAGAUCAUCUUUGGGGCAUUUUCCUCUUCAUACGUUAAUCGGAAUGGGAAACAUGCAUCUUGUUCCAAAGAAAAAAGACAAGGGACCCAACUUCAUUCUGGAGGAUUUAAUGGAUUAUUCGGUCCAUUAACAAGUUGGGUACUUGUUGGUUCACGGACGGAAUUCACAGAUGACGCGUGGAAUUGUUUUGUUCCGCCUUCUUGA